CGUACGGUUCGUCCGCCUAUCCAGGCAUCAGCCCGCCCCGUCCGCCCCGUCCGCGCCGUCGUUGUAGCGACGCCACGACCCACAACGUCGGCCGGUCUGCAAACAGAACUCGCGGAUGACGGUCGGGUGCCCUGAUGCAACUCAUGUAUCUCCAAAAUUUGUAAUCGUUAAUUAUUUUUUUAGUGAAUGAACCGUUGUAGUGUGUGGAUACGGUGUGAACUAUAAAAGUUUUAUAAUGUUGAAAUUUGAGUUGAUGGUUCGAGCACUACGAAUGGACGCAGCGGGCACUCUCCGAGCGAGGAUGACAUGGUAGAUAUCACGCCUGGCUGCGGCGCGGCUGGUCUACAGCAGGCGGCUGACACGACGCCCACAAACCACGGCACCUUUCAGCUUUACGAACACAGCGGCAGGAACUCCACCGCUAGCCCAAACUCUUACAUAGCUCAGUACUUCAGCUCGUCGACCGGGGACGCAAUUAUCUUCUCCGGUAUGCAGGCAGAUGAUGACAUCCCUGGUAUUGGGCAAUAUGAUGACUUUCAUACAAUUGAUUGGCAGAGGGAUAUUGCCCGUGACCGCAUGAGACAUAGGUAUAUUGUAAAGAAGAGACAAGACUCAUUAUGGGAUCUUAUCAAAGGUGCACACGAUGCGUGGUCAGGAUGGGUGUGCGUACUGUUGGUAGGCGUGUGCACAGGAGUGGUGGCAGGUGUGAUCGACAUCGGCGCCUCGUGGAUGACCGACCUCAAGUUCGGCAUAUGCCGCCAGGCGUUCUGGUUCAACAGGGAACAAUGCUGCUGGUCCAGUAACGAGACCACAUUUGAUCACGGAAAUUGUUCACAGUGGUUGACAUGGCCGCAAAUGUUCGGCGAGUCGCGCGAGGGCGCUGGUGCAUACAUCAUCAGUUACAUUUUUUACAUUGGCUGGGCGCUCCUGUUCGCGGCACUGUCCGCGUCACUCGUCAGAAUGUUCGCGCCCUAUGCAUGCGGCUCUGGUAUUCCUGAGAUAAAAACGAUCCUUAGUGGGUUCAUUAUCCGAGGAUAUCUGGGCAAAUGGACAUUGAUCAUCAAAGUGGUAGGUCUCAUACUGUCCGUGUCGUCCGGUCUGUCGCUGGGGAAGGAGGGCCCAAUGGUCCAUAUUGCCAGUUGUUUGGGGAAUAUCCUGUCAUACCUGUUUCCCAAGUACGGUCGCAACGAGGCCAAAAAGCGUGAAAUAUUGUCAGCCGCGGCUGCCGCCGGCGUGUCCGUAGCGUUCGGUGCUCCCAUCGGUGGUGUACUGUUCAGCUUGGAGGAGGUAUCGUAUUACUUCCCUCUGAAGACUCUGUGGCGGUCGUUCUUCUGCGCACUGAUCGCCGCCUUCAUCCUGCGCUCCAUCAAUCCAUUUGGCAACGAGCAUUCUGUGCUAUUCUUUGUUGAAUACAACAAGCCCUGGAUAUUCUUCGAGCUUAUACCUUUCGUCGGCCUCGGCAUUAUCGGGGGCUGCAUAGCGACUAUAUUUAUAAAGGCGAACAUCUAUUGGUGCCGCUACCGUAAAUACUCUAAACUGGGCCAGUACCCGGUGACGGAGGUGCUGGUAGUGACGUUGAUCACGGCGGUGAUCGCGUACCCCAACCCGUAUACGCGCAUGAACACCAGCCAGCUCAUCUACCUGCUGUUCAACCAGUGCAGCAUUUCCAACUCGGACCCUCUGUGCGACUACGACCGUAACUUCACGGAUGUGAAUACCGCUAUCGAGAAGGCGGCCGCGGAAGAAGGUGUCUACCACGCCAUCUGGCUGCUAAUGCUCGCGCUGAUAGUCAAGCUGGUGAUGACCGUGUUUACGUUCGGCAUCAAGGUGCCCUGCGGACUGUUCAUACCCAGCCUCGCUCUCGGCGCCAUCGCCGGCAGGAUUGUCGGCAUUGGUGUGGAGCAGCUCGCAUAUCACUACCCUAAGAUCUGGUUAUUCUCCGGGGAGUGUUCGACGGGCGAUGACUGCAUCACGCCCGGUCUGUACGCUAUGGUAGGAGCUGCGGCGGUACUCGGCGGCGUCACCAGGAUGACUGUGUCCCUGGUGGUGAUAAUGUUCGAGCUAACGGGCGGCGUGCGGUACAUCGUGCCUCUGAUGGCAGCCGCGAUGGCUUCCAAAUGGGUGGGUGACGCUCUCGGACGGCAGGGUAUCUACGACGCGCAUAUAGCGCUCAACGGGUACCCAUUUCUGGAUAGCAAGGAUGAGUUCCAGCACACAUCGCUUGCAGCAGAUGUCAUGCAACCCAAACGAAACGAGACGCUGGCUGUGAUAAUGCAGGACUCGAUGACUGUGGACGACGUGGAAACGCUGCUGAAGGAAACGGAGCAUAAUGGGUACCCGGUGGUGGUCUCCAAGGAAUCGCAAUACCUGGUCGGGUUCGUGCUGCGGCGGGACCUCAACUUGGCUAUAGCAAACGCGCGGCGCACGAUAGAGGGCAUCACUGGGCAGUCGGUGGUGGUGUUCGCAGGAACUGGCAACCCGCCCCCCGGUCCGCCCCCUUACCUCCCACUCAACCGCAUACUGGAUAUGGCGCCAAUCACAGUCACUGACCAGACCCCCAUGGAGACGGUGGUCGAUAUGUUCCGCAAACUCGGACUACGGCAGACGCUCGUUACCCACAACGGGCGGCUGCUGGGCGUCAUCACCAAGAAGGACGUGUUGCGGCACGUGAAACAAAUGGACAACGAGGACCCCAGUUCCGUGCUCUUCAAUUGAUAUAGCAGCAUGCCGUGAGCGGCUCCCACGCGCCAAUACGCGCCACUUCAUUCGUUUUAAGAACAUGGACAGAUAUUACGUACAUGGUAUUAUUUUAUAGCGUAAAUUACUAAUAAUAUUGGGGCCGACAACGCAGCCCUCUACACGCAGCACGCAGCGCGUACGGCGGUGUGUGUAUGUUUAGGGUGUCGUACGCGUCGGCCAUAGUAUAAUUGUCAUAUUGUAACGCGCCAAUUAAUGUUAUUUAUUGCGGAUAUACGAGCGCGCAGCCUUGUAGUGAAUAAUUAUUGUAUAUAUGUGAAUGUUCACUCGUGUGGCAUAUAGUGGUAGGUACACGCGGGCGUAACACCCAAUCAAUCAUGUAAUUUUAUUAUUUAACCAUUUUAUGAAUCAAUUAUACUUUGUAAUAUUCAUUUCAUAUUGAGUUUUAUAUGCUUCUAAGCUGAAGAUGUUAUUAUUCUUUUACAUAAUUUAGAACAAAGAUGUAUUUCAAUUUUACAAUAUAUUUACAUUAUUACUACAUGUGUAUAAGAAAUCAUAUUGAUCGAGGUUUAAAUAAUUAAGUAUAUAUAUAUAUAUACAUAUAUAAAUUAGACUCGGAGAUGAAGUGUAUAUAAGAUUAGUUCUAUGGUUCAUAAUUAUUUUAUAUAUUGAUAUCUCAUUUUCCGUAGAAUUUAGUGAUUGUAACUUGUAUUUGUCUCCUUUCUAUGUUUAUUUUAUUGUAGAUCUAACAAUUUGAAUAUAUUUACCAGUUUUAUUUUAAACACGUACGUGGGUAAGUGCGUGCUCGCCCACGUAUUUGUGCAAUUGAGGCAUAAUAAUUUGCAAUAUUAUUGUAUGGGACAUAAUAAGCGGCGGACGGCGGAUGGGCCGGCACUUAGCUCGGUAAGCAAUGUCUUUUGAUUAUAGCACACAGCACUGCACAUGUACAGAGCGUAAACUUGACUAUAAACUCUAUGUGGGAACGAAUUUUAGGCGUAUUAUCAUCACUCCAUUGACUUGAAUGGUGGCACAUAUAGUGUUAUAUGUAAUGUGUGUAUAUAAGGUUCUAAGAUGAGCAUUGGCUGAACGUUUUCAAUCUGUAUGCAUGCAUUCCUGUAGGGGAUAUAUUGUGUUUAAUCAGUUGUUGAAAUGUGACAUGUAUAUAUUGUAAAUAACGAUUGUGAUACAAAUAUAUAAUAAUAUUAACUUAUUUAUUAUUGGAGCGGCUCCCGCCGACCGCCACGUAUGUGGACCGCCUACAACGGCCGCCUGUUGUGUACUGUAUAUUUUAAUUUAUAUUGACCAUAUUACUUGUUAAUGUCUAUAGUUAAUGCUAUAAAAUGAGUACAUUUCAUUUAAUAUUUAAAUAUUAUAUCAUCAACUAUAGACUUUGAAAUGUAGAGAAAUCCAAUUUUUAUGAUAUUUAUUUUCUAAUGAAUCGAGUCUAUUUACAAUGACCACAAUAACUAUAUUUUUAAUAUAAUUUAGUAAUGGAUGUAAUGGAGGGAAGGUAUAGUUAUGUACAAUAGUAGUCUCGGACAUCGAGUCGCGCAGCACCCGAACGUACAAUUUGUAUAUAGUAAAAAUGUAGGGACAAGUCCAUGUAUCAAAUUAACUAUUAUAUACUACGUAUAUACGCGCCGUAUGCGUGUAUUUAAUCUGGCGAAUAAUAAUCUAGAUAGUUCAAUGAAUUUUAUAUAAUGUAUCUGUUUCUCUUCUGUGGUGAAUAAAGCUGCAUUGUGAUGACGUUUUUUUUUCAAUCUAUAUCGAUCUUGUUAUAAUCAGAGAGAUUUUAUAUAGGAUAUAUUUAAAAAUUAGAUGUAUGCCCAAUUUGAACUGUCGUUGGCAGGAUUUUGUGUGCAUCGGUAGACUGUUUCGUUUUAUAAUUGUAAAAUGAUGAGUCGUUGUACUUUGCUCAGGGUCAACAGUAAGGAGUAAUGUAUUUAGAAUGAUAGUAAAGCAGUGAACUGCACUUUGUAAUGUAUUGUACCAGCUUUGGUACCAAAAUUGCUGUAUCACGAAACAUGUAUAAUUGUAUGGUGUGUGUCUAUAUUGUAACACAGCUACUAGUGUCAAUGUAUCGUGUGUUUACACAAGUUAAGAUUAUCGAGCAUUAGUAAAAAUAUAUACCCAGUAUUUUAUCGACUUCCAUGUAAAGACUAACAAUAGCGUAACGAUUGUAAAACUUAAGUCCACAUCAACAGAAUGUAACUAAAGUAUGAAUCAAAUAGCGAAACAUUGGCCAUUUGGUUUUUAUUUUGUGCCACUGCACCACUCAUGUAGGUCAUCGAUAUGACACAAUGUAGCGGUCGUGAAUGUUUUGGGUCAUAUAACAUAUUGAAUCUUAUUUCCGUCACGGUCUGACACUAUUAUUAAUUGGUAUUACGGAUGGAUUCUUGUACUAUGAUGCCUAUGUAUGUCUAUAAGAAUGGACUGACAAUUUAAAAUUGUAAUUAGUACAAUGUAUGUAAAUAUACAAUUAUCUUCACGCAGCGUGGGGCGCUGUCGCUCCACCGGUGGCGUCUUUUGUAACAUAUUUUACAUUAUUGUAUUACACUGUCAGGUGUGCGGGGUGUCCAUUCCAUCCAGCGCGUAUGUAUGCGUCCAGGCGCCGAUUACAUGAUCACUUGCCUCACGUUCUAUAUUCACAGAGUCGAAUAUAUACUCAGAAGUAUUGUUUAAAUCAUAUCAAAACAGCAAUUAUAUUUAACUAAUUAAUGGAAAAUAUUAAAUUUAAA
Molecule: messenger RNA, 5435 nt
Organism: Achroia grisella
Lineage: Eukaryota; Metazoa; Arthropoda; Insecta; Lepidoptera; Pyralidae
Gene: ClC-c
Product: H(+)/Cl(-) exchange transporter 3
Exons: 17
Coding region: 307-2715 (802 amino acids)
Biological process (GO): chloride transport; transmembrane transport
Cellular component (GO): synaptic vesicle; early endosome; Golgi apparatus
Molecular function (GO): voltage-gated chloride channel activity
Source: RefSeq, a predicted model, not a curated record